AUAGUGAGCUUAGUCUGCAAAAUAAAUCCUCUACGUGAGCUUCAUUACAAUCAUUUAUGUUAUCUAAAAUGGCAACCAAUCUAAACACCAUUUUUCUCUCCAUUGUUAUGUUACAUCUUGUUCUGUCUGCUCAAACUGAAAUGCAUCCAAAACACCUGGAGUCUCCUGCUCCACAACCACAUCCACCACAGUCCCAACCGCAAACACCGCAUCACAAUAGCUCCCAAUACGGUACUACUGAAGGCAGUCUUCAGCCCCAAGAGUGUGGGCCACGGUGUGGAGAUAGAUGCUCGAAUACAAAAUACAAGAAGCCAUGUUUGUUCUUCUGUAACAAAUGUUGUGCCAAGUGCUUGUGUGUACCUCCAGGUACUUAUGGCAACAAGCAAGUCUGUCCUUGCUACAACAACUGGAAGACUCAGCUCGGUGGACCCAAAUGCCCUUGAUUUAUCCUCUUAAUGCAUAGCCUCCAUAUAGUUUGUUAAUCUAUCUACCAUAAUGUUCUAUAUGUAUUUGGACUCAUUUGCAUAAUCACAUCAAUAGGACCACGUCAAAAGUGCUUUUGAUGCUUACUUAUCCUUUAUAAAGUUUUUGAGUGCACAUAAAGA
Molecule: messenger RNA, 605 nt
Organism: Brassica oleracea var. oleracea
Lineage: Eukaryota; Viridiplantae; Streptophyta; Magnoliopsida; Brassicales; Brassicaceae
Product: gibberellin-regulated protein 13-like
Exons: 4
Coding region: 57-443 (128 amino acids)
Source: RefSeq, a predicted model, not a curated record